This is a messenger RNA of Drosophila novamexicana, 676 nucleotides long. RefSeq names its product RNA-binding protein 25-like. The record is from RefSeq and is a predicted model, not a curated record. The transcript has a single exon. The annotation marks the transcript as partial. NCBI's taxonomy places the organism in Eukaryota, Metazoa, Arthropoda, Insecta, Diptera, Drosophilidae.
AUGAAUCAGCUAAAGAGGGCGGCAGACUCGCUCGCUAGAACCGAGCGGCAGCUGCGGCGAGAGCGGGCCAGCCCCGAGCGUCUGACAGCUGAGCAGCUCCGUACCAAGCCCGGGCUAGACAGUUCUGGGCGCGUUCAGAACGCGUCAACACACGCGUUUGAGCCACACACAGAAGCAAAGCAGCAAAUGGAGAGAUACAAUUCGAGGCGAGCAACAGCAACAGCAACAGCAGCAACAACAACGGAGAACUGGGUGGAUGCCACAGAUGUUGCCAAACGUGUCCAGAAACGCAAUCAGCGCAUGGAGAUGCAAAUGGAGGCGCAGGCGCUGGGCCAAAUGGUUGAGAAGAUGGAGCUGGAUAUGGCGGAAUCGCAGGCGCAAAAUGGGCAGGCAGACACGCAACAACUGCCCAGCAUGCCUGUGCUAAACGAGGCCGAGUCGAGCGAGCAGCAGGAGCGCAAGCAUCGCCACAAGCACAAAUCCAAGUCGAAGAAGGCCAAGAAAGCCAAAAAGCGUUCCAAGCAUGACAAAAAGCAGCGACAGCAGCAGGAACACUUGGAGGCCAGCAGCAUGCAGCCCAAGAGGCUCAGGGAAAGGGAACGGGAACGGGAGCGGGAGCGGGAGCGGGAAAGGGAGCGUGUACAAGAGGAACCUGGUCAAUCGACAGCAGCUGCGG